Gadus macrocephalus (Pacific cod) is the source of this 7969-nucleotide messenger RNA. It is a transcript of the gene frmpd3, whose product is annotated as FERM and PDZ domain containing 3. The record is from RefSeq and is a predicted model, not a curated record. The coding region runs from base 186 to 5423 and encodes 1745 amino acids. Gene Ontology annotation, molecular function: protein binding. NCBI's taxonomy places the organism in Eukaryota, Metazoa, Chordata, Actinopteri, Gadiformes, Gadidae. The transcript is spliced from 16 exons. Gene Ontology annotation, cellular component: cytoskeleton.
ACAGAUACCCAGUUUCCGUGUGUUAGCGUGUGUGUAUAGUGUCUGCCAUCCUGCCUCCACGGAGACAUCGCCGGGCACUUAGAGACACUGCCCCUCCCACAUCGUCCAGCUUAGGUGAAUGAUCUGUAUCAGAGCUCCGCCCCUGCAGUCCAACGCUCCCCGAUGCUCCUCCUUCCUCUCAGGGGAUGGCCAAGGUCCAGGAUGGACAGACCAACGCAUGUGACAGCUCUGCGAUGUUAGAGGAGAACCUGGAUGCUAUGGAAAAUGGCAGCCUGACUACUGGCUCAGCAGCUCGACAGGUCACCCUCCAGCGUCACCCCACUCAAGGCUUUGGCUUCAUCGCAGGCAGCCAGAGACCCGUCAUCGUUCGCUCUGUCUCCACUGACGGCCCUUCCAUCGGGAAACUUCUGCCCGGCGACCAGAUCCUGGCUAUAAACGAGGAGCCGGUGAGCGAGGCGCCCCGGGAGAGAGUCAUAGACCUUGUAAGACGCUGCCAAGAGUCUAUUGUUCUCACUGUGCUGCAGCCCCACCAGUCGCCCAAGUCUGCCUUCAUAAGUGCAGCCAAAAAGGCCCAACUGCGAACCAACCCGCCAAAAGUGCGCUUCUCCGAGCAAGUGACCAUCAGCGACCCGGACUCAACAAUGCUCAAGGACGAAUCCCUGCUACUCAUACCAAACGUGCUGAAGGUCUUCCUGGAGAAUGGACAGAUCAAAUCCUUUACAUUUGAUAGCCGUACAACUGUAAGGGAUGUGAUGUCAUCCCUGCAGGACCGCCUCUCUCUUCGCUACAUCGAGCACUUUGCGCUGGCGCUGGAGGCAGGGGGGGUGGAGCAGAACCAGCGGCUGCAUCUGCUGCAGGAGAAUCAGCCUCUGUCACACGUGGUGCAUAGGACGUACUUCCAGGGGAUGAAGUGUCUGUUCCGCAUCUGCUUCUUCCCCAAGGACCCUGCAGACCUGCUCAGGAGGGACCCGGCUGCGUUUGAGUACCUCUAUAUACAGAGUCGCAAUGACGUCAUCAAGGAGCGCUUUGGAAUGGACUGGAAGUCGGACAUCACAUUGCGAUUGGCAGCCCUCCAUAUCUACAUCACUGUGUCCUCAGCUCGGCCCAAUCAGAAGAUUUCCCUCAAGCAUGUGGAGAAAGAGUGGGGUCUGGAGCCAUUCCUUCCCCUCACGCUGUUGCCCACUGUGAAGGAAAAGAAUGUCUGCAAGAGCUUAUCUCAACUGCUCAAGACCUAUCAGCAUCCACCGCCAUCAGGAAACAAGGUUCCCCCGCUCCAGGGGAAGUUGCAGUACAUGCGAGUUCUCAAUGACCUUCCACCUUUCGGCGGAUUGCUGUUUCACACUGUUGGACUGGAUGAGAAGCAGUCGGCCACCACUCUGCUGGUGGGCCCCCGUCAUGGGAUCAGCCACGUCAUCGACCUCAAGAACAAUCUGACCACGGUGCUCUCCGAGUUUAGCCGCGUGUCCAAGGUCCAGCUCCAUCGAGAGAACCAGGGUGUGGCCCGGGUGGAGGUGUCCAUCCACGAGGCAAAGUCUCCUAAUUCCCCACCCUGCCACCCCCCACAGCCCCUGGUGCUGCUGAUGGAGUGGCCCGAAGCCAGCAACUUUGCCUGUCUCAUAUCUGGCUACUACAAGCUGUUUGUAGACCCCAAGCGGACCAUCUACUUCCGCGCACCUGGUCACUCCCACCUGACCAAAGCAGAUUACAGAGGCUCUCACCAUGCCCAUCCGCGCUCAGCAGCCUCUGGCUCAUCCAGCUCAGGGCGACGGGGAGAGGAACGGGACGGUUCGCACAGGGAUCCAGGGCCCUCCAGGGCCCUAGUGCCUGCAGAGCCCCAGCACCUGGGCCUGUGUCACGUCCACCUCCGGGAACAGCGGCAGAUGCAGGAGAUCCAGACGCAGGCUGAAGCUGACAUGGACAUCAAUGAGAACUUCCUUUCCCAGGAUGCCACAGAGAGGCCGCGCACUAAGUCUGACCCAACCCUGCAGAGCUCGGAGGAAAUCGCUGGAGCUGUGGAGAAUGCCGUACUAGAUAAUUCCUCUUUUAGAAUCCGAGCUCAAACGAUGAGUCAAUCGCAGAAAGCCAUGAGAUACUUCUGUGACUCGUGCAAAGCUCGGCUUAGAGCAGAGGGCCUGUCACCUGUAUUAAAUGGUUGCGGCAGCUCUGGGAAGCACUGCUCCUCCGCCUGCGCGUCCAGGGACGGGGGUGGGGCUGUUGACCUCAUGGCUAUUCCUCCGCCAGGAAACGAAGAGGAGGAUGAGGAAGCAGACCUCGGAGCGGGGAAGCUGCAACCGCCAACAUCUGCUAUCGCCGCCCCGCCUCCGGGGUUUAGAGACAACAGUUCAGAUGAGGACGACGCUAAAAGAGGAAAGAAGAAACGUGCUACGCCCAGUCCGGCCGCUGCCCCCCCUGGGAAGGUGGCCAAGGCCAAGGAAGACGUGCCUGUUACACUGAUUGAUAACGUGGCCACCAGAACAGUGCGGGAUCAUGCCCAGGAGCUUGAUGAUGCUCUCGUUUCCACUUUGCAAGCCCUAGAAGCUUUGGCAGCGUCUGAAGACUACCCCCAUCACCCCCAGCAGCCCACGCAGACUGCAGGACUGAUCGUGCUAGCUGCCAUUACACCUGAGUCUUCUUUGGACUCGGGCCAUGAGACAAACUCCUCAGAGUUGACGGACGUCUCUGAGAUGAUGUCUGCCAUGAAGCAGCAUCAGAACCAAGCUUAUCUACUGGCUCAUCAUAUUAACAAGGAGCGUAUCUUUUGCCGGCGGGACUUCCCUCUGGCCAUUCCCGGCUGUACAGCUCAAACCAUAGGGACUGGGGCUUUCUCUUUGGGUCAAAUCCGUGGUGGAUGCCCUCCUAAACAAGUGAUUCUCAGCAAGACUGUACCUUUAAAAGUCAAUCCAAGUCAAAAGACGUCAGAGCUUAGUGUUGUUGGGGAACCGGUAAGCGCUCCAAAACCUAGUCCAAGUGAGUCAAAGACUGAAGAGCUGAAAUCAAAAGAGGAAUCCACCAAAGGACAUUCUGCUGAGCCACCUUCUAAGUCAGCCAGAGAACCCAAAGUGUCAGAUCCACCAUCUCAAGUCCAAGGGAGUAAGGAUCAGAUGUUAUCCAAUUUGGCGGUGGAAAAAAAGAGUCACAAGAUUCCUGAAAGCAUCAAGGGUAAAUUAACUGCACCUACGAGUAAUGAAUCCACCGCCAAAGCCUUACCUAUCCUUUUUACUGUGGACAUAAAUGCCUCCAACCAGAACUCCCUAAAAAACAUGUGCCAGGAUGCCAAGACUGCCUGUAGUGAGACCAUUAAGCCUUCAAGCUCUAAAGAACUUCUACCAAUCGAUGAUCUUUUCUGCACAUGCCCAGUACGGGCGGAGCCUGGGCCUCAGCUCAGAGUCAAAGAUCCACACAUUCAGAAGAUGGUAGUAUUUCAAUCCUCAUCCCCCACAGAUGAUGAACGUCUACAGGCCAAGGUUCUGCAGCUGACGAAUAGCAAAGAUGUGUCAGUACGGCUGGGAGGAGCAGACCCCAUUUUGUCUAAAUGCAGCCCUAAGGUCCAAACAAAGUACUCCCCUCACAAGCCAGUGAAAGCAGAGACGGGUGACAAAAAAACAGCAGCAGAGGAUAAAGCAGAGGGGUCCCAGAGCAAAGCACAUCCUGAGCAACAGAAAUGUCCCCCGCAAAAGUCUUUACCUAUUUUGGAUGACCCGACACAACCCAGCUCCUCUGUAGACAAGGUCUCCACCCUACCAGCCAGUGACUCAAAGAAGCCGAGCAGUGGUAAGGGGAAGUCACAUCGUAGUGCCCCAUUCCUAAGCUUUAGAAGCCUGCUGUCAGCGACAUUCCCAGCAAGAAUGCGGCGGGAGACAGACGAGCGAAGGGCUCAGCUGCAGAAGGUCCGGCAGUAUGAGCUGGAGUUUCUAGAAGAGCUUUUGAAGCCCAAGUCGUCCCAAGCAGAGUAUCUGCCCCAGGGGUCCUCACCUGUACCUUCAGGUACACCCUGCGCAUGUCAACUUCGCACCAGUCCCGUUUUGAAGGCCCCAGGUAUCUCUCGGGAGCAACGUCGCAGUUGUGACUGCAAGAGAAUGUGCAGAGGCAUGCGUCUCCCUGACACGCCGGUCGGCUCCACAACAGAAAUAUCCCAAAGAGGCAGAGAGAGGAACGCCUCCAAAACCCCCCCCGCGGUCUCAAAAGCCCCUCACAGUCAAGGCAGUACACGGAGGCCGCAGACCCUAGAGCUGAAGACCACCAGAAUCCGCUCUACCAGCCUCGAGUCUAGAGAGCCCAGAGGGGAGCAGGCGUCCUGCUUGCCUACCUGCACCUCUCAAACAGACUGCAUGGGAGCACCACAGUAUAAGAAGCUUCAGAGGCGCUACAGCAUUGGAGAGGUGGACAACAGCUCCAGCACACCCGUAUAUGCUGAGGUCAAACCAAAAGCAAAGAGUCUUGAGAAGGAAAUGGAAAGAGUGAGGGCCACAGGACUGAGGCUUCCGACGCCUAUUGAGCCUGUCCACGCCCAAGCUCACCAAGCAGAGGGGAAGGGGAAAAAGGGUGUGUUCUUCAUUCAGGGCGAGGAGCUUUUACGUGAAAGUAGAGAAGGGCCUAAUGAGGUGCUACUCACCAUACCAAGUGAAGAUAGUGACGAUAGGGAAAAGUGUUGUUCAUUCUGUUUCUGCUACAGAAAAUGUGAGGCAGCAGAUGAAAGCAGUGAGAAGGAUGAGCUCUCAUACUCUAUCCCCCUUCAGAUUCUACCAGGAAUGCAGAUUGAUUCACGCAGCCUACCCAUAGUCAGCAAAACUCUCCAGGUCCUCAAUGCAGAAGACUGUAGUGCCGAAGAAGAGGAACUGGAAGAAGAAGAACCUGAAACACAGGAAAUCGACCUAAGAGCUUGUGGAACAUUGGAGGGGAGCCUUGCCCGAGUCGAGGCUCUGCAGGGGAAGACAUUUUCCCUGCCUGAUGGCUUUCUGAACGCCCAGCUGGAUGCUAACGAGCUGUUAGCUAUCCUUCGGCAGUGCGCUAACAGUCCACAAGCUGAAGGAGAGGCCCGUCUUCAGCCUUUACGGGUUAAUGAGUACAAGCAAGAGCUAGCAUUGCGUUUUAAAGAGUUCCGGGCAUCCUGCCGACGAGUGGCAAGUGUCGAGAAGAGCCCGACACGUAUGCUUGCUGUGGUAACGGCUAGCUUUCAGGUGUUGUGUGACCUGACUCAGACCUUUAUCAAGCUGGUCCGAGGUGUGCGCUCAGAGAAUCAAAGGCUACAGCUGCUAAGAAAGGUUGAAGAAGUGGCUAUCAACUAUACUUUGCUUCUACGCGCAGCAGAGGAGUCAAUGGGACAUUCAAGCAGCCUCCCAUCGAAAACCAUGAGCCCUCAAAUUUGCAGCACUAGUAACAUGAGCUCUCUCACUCGACCCAUCAAGACAUUACCCACUCCGUAAAGAUUAAAAUUAGAGUGGACAUUCAAGUGUAUUGGAGGGUGCUAGCCCAGAUCAACAUCAUCACUUAUUUAUUGUUUACAUUUUUUAAAGAUGUGCUAAGAUCCAUAUCAAAUAACAUUUACAAUGCAGCUGUUUCCCUUCAUGUUUACAGGCACUGUGGAAGCCUAGUGGAUUUUUUGGUUUAACUGAAAAGAUAUGAGAUUAAUGCACAAAGGAUAAAGGACCGGUAGACACAGGGCUAUUCACUUCACAUUCAAAUACUUCAAAAAGUGAAUAUGAUAUACUAUUUUCUAUGUAAUGUAUAUUUAACUUGUACCUUCUUAGCAAAUAAUAUACAAUUUUAUGUUAAAAAAUAUAUGUGAAAAUAUUAUUUUAAAAUAAUUAAUUUAAAAGAGAAAAUAUAUAAUAAAUAGUCAGACAUUAUUAUGUGCUCUGGGCUAUUAUACUGCAGAGAGCUUAUCAAGUAGCGACUUCUGUGAAUUAGCUAGUCCAAAGCAUUGGUUUUAUGGAUGGUGAUGUGUUUGUGGAAUUUCCUGACUGUUGUAAAAGAAAAUGGGGAUCUGUCUUGGCUGUACUGUCGGAUGUACCGUUAUCAAAGCAAUCUCAAUAUUAUUCAGAAGGUAAAAGACAAGUAGGCUGGGGAUACAUUUGAUCUAUGACGAAAAUCUUCCCACUAGUAGAUCAAAGUGCAGGGUAUAAAGCUACCUGCUUUGUGCCAACAAUGUAGCUAUAGGCCUACCCGAGUUGCUAACUGCUGCUGCGUUUCUACAGUAGACCUACUGAUUGAAAAUUAGCUGCAUUUACAGUGUAGUUUAUUUGCAUCUGCUGUGAGCCCAAAAAGGCAAAACACCAACUGCAGUUACUUUGUCAGGGUAAAAAAAAUAAAAGGCUACUUGCUAAUGUGCACCCUUAGCGCUGGAAUCAAGCGUCUCAAUUAGUGCUCUGUGCCAUUAAUUAUAGUCUCAACAAUCUGGGUCAGCAAUCGGAAUCAGCUCUGAAGUUGUAUCUCUUUGUAUAGUUCAGUGCUUUAUAUUUGCUGCUGUUGAGAACUUCCCAUGAUUCAUUUCCAGAACGACAGGUUUCAUCAGUUAAUUUGUUUAAUUCAGGUUUUCAGAUAUAUAGGCCUAUAUGCUCUCUACGUGCUGUUAUAGAUUGUGCAAUGCAGCAAAUAUUUAUGAAUCACACAAAGUAGUUUUCUAUGUAUUUUAAUAAAACUAACACCUCUGUUUCAUGUUUGAGAUCCUCUUUUUGUCUUAUCGUGUUAUCAUAAUUCCGCACAGAGAGGCUGGAUAAAAACCAGGAUACACUGUUAAAAGAAUGAGUUCCACUUAGUGAAGACAAUAAACUGUUAAUUAUUGUAAGAAGGGAAAUGUUUAUAUAUUUAACAUAUACACUAGGUGCACACAUACACAACCAUACAUGCAUUUGUUUCCUUAAGAAUUUCCCUUACAUGUUUUGAUCAAAGGUUUACCUGCAACCAAGGUUAAUUUGAUGGUUGGUUGAUAAAACAAUAAGUGGUUUCAUCUAAAAUAGUUUUAUUUUAUUUUAGAAUGAUUCUGACAAACCUAGUUCUGACAUUCAGAUUGUCUCUUUCAGAUGUGCCAAGUGAAACUGUAGUUCACAUAUAAAACUAAUGAACAAUUUGUUGUGUAAAGUAUUAGAGACUGAUGUUCUACCGACUGGGAUUGGUGUUUUACAUUUGAUAUUUCAAUAAAAAAGUGUCCACGGAGAACAUGGACUCAUAUGGUGCAUUUCCUGCCUUGGUUUCAAAGCAGAAUCAUGGUUCCACACUCUUUUGCCAGUGUGGAGUCCCUUUGCUGUUAUUUUCCUUAAACAUUUUGUUGUUUCCUCCUGGUCCGCAUGAUUUCCCUUAUCUGCUGUACUUUCACUCAAUACGCAGAGGCUUUUGAAGUCACAGUUCAAUGGUCAAAUUGAAAGGGAUUGUACCAUUACUUUGUACAAAGUAUUUUCCAAUUCUUAAGAAAAGGCAUUCACUAAAUUGAAGGCUGUGGUGUUAAUUCUGUGACAAUGUUUUGCAGUGGAUAUUGUACAUGGAGAUGUAUUAUUCUAUACUAGAAAUGUAUAUAGAAAAUAUUUGUGAGCCUGAGAAAUACUUUUAAAACAUCAAAUACUAAUAAAUUUAUCCUACCGCUUCACUAUUUUAUAAAAUAAAAUCUCUGAGUUAUUUAUUUAUAGAGGCCCUGUGGCUAAUAGCAAAACAUAUAUUUUAAAUGAUAUACUAUGAGUAUAAAGCAUGGAACAUGUUUAUUUUUAUAUAUAUAAUAGUAGGCUACGUCUUUUCAUCUGUACCAUAUUCUAUUAACAUGACGAUAAACGUUUUUUGUGGUUAUCAUCAUUUUAUUUGCUUCAACAGAUUGUGUGGGUAUUUCUGUUUCAUUCUCAUAGGCCUAUCAUCAAACUGUUUAUUUCUGUGCACCUUUCCAUCCUUGUCUUUAUUUAAUGUCAACAACCUUGUGGUUACUGUGUUCUUCUGUCUGUGUACUAAGUAACUCAUGUUUUAAUAGCAAUAAAGUAUAUUGAAGAUA